Molecule: messenger RNA, 3637 nt
Organism: Paramisgurnus dabryanus
Lineage: Eukaryota; Metazoa; Chordata; Actinopteri; Cypriniformes; Cobitidae
Gene: cpne4a
Product: copine IVa
Biological process (GO): cellular response to calcium ion
Cellular component (GO): plasma membrane
Molecular function (GO): calcium-dependent phospholipid binding
Source: RefSeq, a predicted model, not a curated record
GCGUGAAGGGGAGGGAGGGACGGGCGCGCGAGAUGCGAUCUCAGAGACACGCGUUGCACUUUACUUUCACUCAUCUGCACAUCGACAUGAGGAUGGAGCUCGACUCCUCGUGUACUCCUCAUAUCUGCUCAACAAUCCGUUUUUAAUUAGAAGCAGAGAAGCAACAAUUUGUCUGGGAUUAUUUUCACGUUAAGCACAAUUCUCCUAAAACAUGAGUGACAUCUACGAGUCUGCAGCCAAUUCUCUGGGCUUGUUCAGCAGCCCUUGCCUGACCAAAGUGGAGCUUCGUGUAACCUGCAAAGGGAUUUCAGAUAGGGAUGCCCUCUCUAAACCUGAUCCGUGUGUGGUCAUCAAAAUGCAGUCCCAUGGCCAGUGGCUGGAGGUGGACAGGACAGAGAUAAUACGGAGCUGCAUUAACCCCACGUUUUCCAAAGUCUUCACCCUGGACUUCUACUUCGAGGAAGUCCAGCGUUUACGUUACGAGCUCUACGACAUCAGCAACAGUCAUAAUGACACGAGAGAUGCCGACUGCCUGGGAGCCAUGGAGUGCACGCUCGGCCAAAUCAUCUCCCAGAGAAAAUUCACCAAAGCCCUGCAUAAACACGGCAACACAGUUGGGAAGUCUUCAAUCACGAUCACCGCAGAAGAGCUGACGGGAAAUAAUGACUAUGUCGAACUCUCCUUCAGUGCCAGGAAGUUGGAUGAUAAGGACUUCUUCAGCAAGUCUGAUCCAUUUUUGGAGAUCUACAGGGUAAAUGAUGAUAACACCCAGCAGUUGGUGCACAGAACAGAGACUGUCAUGAACAACCUCAAUCCUGUGUGGAAAACCUUUAAAACGUCCCUGAACUCGCUCUGCAGUGGAGACCAUGACCGAAUACUAAAGUGUACAGUCUGGGACUGGGAUUCGAAUGGAAAGCAUGAUUUCAUAGGAGAAUUUCAAGCUACCUUCAAAGAAAUGCGGUCAGCGAUGGAUGGACGACAGGUCCAGUGGGAAUGCAUAAACCCUAAAUAUAAGGUCAAGAAGAAGAACUACAAGAAUUCUGGGAUUGUCAUUUUAAAUCAAUGCAAGAUAAUUAAGAUGCAUUCUUUUCUGGACUACAUUAUGGGUGGUUGCCAAAUACAGUUUACAGUAGCUAUCGAUUUCACAGCGUCUAAUGGGGAUCCGAAGAACAGUUGUUCGUUACACUACAUCCACCCCUACCAGCCGAACGAAUAUCUGAAAGCUUUAGUCGCAGUUGGGGAGAUUUGCCAAGACUAUGACAGUGACAAAAUGUUUCCGGCCUUUGGCUUUGGUGCUCGGAUCCCUCCGGACUUUAAGGUUUCACACGACUUUGCAGUCAACUUUAAUGAGGACAAUCCUGAAUGUGCAGGUAUCCAGGGUGUGGUUGAGGCCUACCAAAACUGCCUUCCCAAGCUUCAGUUGUACGGUCCCACAAACAUUGCUCCUAUAAUCCAGAAAGUGGCCAACUUUGCCUCUGAGGAGAUGCACACCAAAGAGGCCAUGCAAUACUUCAUCCUUCUCAUCCUGACGGACGGCGUCAUCACAGAUAUGGCGGACACGAGAGAGGCCAUCGUCCAAGCAUCUCACCUGCCCAUGUCCGUCAUCAUUGUGGGUGUGGGAAAUGCAGAUUUCACCGAUAUGGAGAUGCUAGAUGGCGAUGACGGGAUUCUUCGUUCACCCAAAGGAGAACCGGUGUUGCGUGAUAUUGUGCAGUUUGUACCGUUUCGCAACUUUAAACAUGCUUCUCCCGCCGCCCUGGCAAAAAGUGUCUUAGCUGAGGUCCCGAACCAGGUGGUGGAUUAUUACAACAGUAAAGGAAUCAAGCCCAAGUGCCCCAUCGAGUACGAGUCUUCCAGGACGUUCGGUCACUAAAGCGUUGAACCCACGAGCUGUCGCUCGAUCCCCAAAAUAGCACGUUUCUGUGAAUUUGAAAAACAAAUCUGUUCUACUCUAUUGCAUUUGCAUGCGUAGACUGUGAGACUUGCAUAAGUGUUGCAAUGCUACCAUUCCUAUUAUGUACAUGCGCACAUGUACAGACCCGAAAUGUAUGAAGAGAAGCACCAAGAUGUCUGACCUAAGCAUGAUGACUGGGACUUAUUUAGUGUGUGGAUUAUCUGUUGGUUUCUUUUAUAUAAAAGUUUAUUGAGAUUUUGCUAAAUUUCGUAAUGUUCUUACAUUGUAAAGCAUUUUGGAUCCUAGAGAAUAGCUACUUGAAUUAGUUAUAUAUGAAUAUAUAUAUAUAAUAUAUAUAUAUAUAUAUACAGUAAAUGUGGAUAUGAUAUGAUAUGCUUUGUUUCUCUCUGUAUAUAUUUUUGUCCUAUUUUACAGAUUCAGGGUCAGGUGCAUGAUUGUAUUUUGCAUGUUAAUAAAAAAACAGCCUUGUUUUUUAAUGGUUCCCUUGGGGCUAUCAUAUUGUGAUGCUCCUCUCCUAACAAUGUCCACAUGCAAGACUUUAGAACUUGAAGUAUUUUUCGGUAGUUUUAAGUUAUGAUGUACUGAAGACUGUUUGAAAAAAAAAACUUUGUGCUAUGAAUGAUGCAUUUGUGGGGUUUUAGACAGAAAUGUAAGUAAAAUAAAAUAUCAGCUAAAAAUGUUUACAUUUGAACCUUUGAAAGAUAAAAUGUUUAUUUAUUUAUAUAUGAAGAAUUCAGAUGCAAAACCUUCUAACUGCGUCAGACAUGUUUUCGUGUAGGCCUAAAUGAGCAUUUUUAUCAAGCUCGUAUGUUUAGGUUCAGUAAAUUCACUUUAAUGGCAAUGUUAAAGUUUAUUAGUCAGUAAUUGAAAUGCCUUAUUUUUACAAAUGUCACUUUUUGAAAUGAAAAUUGUAUUUUACCGCAAAUUUUCCACUUCUAAUAAAAUCCACUUCUUUGAGAAAAAAAAUAAAGAUGCAUCUCGAAACAUUGUAAAUAGUGAAACUGAACCACACAUUAGGGGGCGCUGUGAUGAAUGUGUUUGCCACAUUUGGGUUGUAUACAGGUCCACGUACUCACAAGGGACCAAAGUUGAAAUGUGAUCCAAGGUCAGUUCACAUUUACAGUUUUCUGUUCACUCUUGGGACUGAAAAUGGAUCGGGCGUUUAUCGGAUUCUGCAUAAAAAACUGCAUUUCUGAAUGGCCUGACACCGUGGGUGUGCAUUAUUUUCGAAUAAUUCAAAGGACCGGAGUCAAUUAUUUCGCUAAUGCCACGUUUACCAAAAACAUUGGUAAACGUGGUUUACAGAAAUAUAAUCAACACUCAUGGAACAUUUCUCAGCCAAUCAGAAUAACGCAUUCAACAGCCCUGUGGUAUAAUUUAUAAUAACGCAUACCAAGAGCAUUCAGUUAAUCUAAUUUUCUCAUUUUUGACAGAGGUGGCGUUUAGCAGCUUUUGCAUCUGAGCUUUUCAUACAUUUUAUUUAUUAAUGCCAUUCCAGCAUGUAUGACAAUGGUGAAAACAGGUUAAUAGUUGAUCUACACACAAGUUUGGCCAUUAAAGUGUUUUAAAUUUACUAAAAUGCAGUCAUAGACGUUUUUUUUUUGUGAUGAACAUGUUGAAAUUUUAUAAAAAAUCUCAUAUUGGGUUUCAUUCCAACAAAUGGUUUUAAAUAACUUUGGAUCAGCAGUUCCUUUAGAUCCUUUUUUGUCAACAAUAAAGGCU